UCCAGCGGCUUGAGGAUGGGCCCCAAACCAAAAAAGUCUGGCAGUAAGAAGAUCACCAAGGCCGAGCGGCUGAGGCAGCAGCAGGAGGAGGAGGAGCGACGGCUGAAGGAGGAAGAGGAAGCCCGUGUGAAACAUGAAAAGGAAGAACUGGAAAGGCUUGAGACACAGCGAAUUGAGAAAGAAAAAUGGCAAAAACUUGAAGCAAAAGACCUGGAGAGGAGGAACAUGGAGCUGGAGGAGCUGACUCUGCUGGAGCUCUGCUUUCCCUAUGCAGAGAGGCUGAAACAAGAGGACAGAGCACUGGCUCAGUGGAAACACUACAUCCAGUGUGACGGGAGCCCCGACCCCUCAGUGGCCCCUGAGAUCAACACUUUCAUCAGCUUGUGGAAAGAGGAAACAAACGAGACAUUUGAGGAAGUGAUUGAGAAAAGUAAACUUGUGCUCAGUUUGAUUGAGACACUGAAGUUGGUCCUGAGGGAGACGCCGCCGUCUGACUUGUCAGAGAAGAAUGUAGCCCAGUACCAAGGCUCCAUCCUGGAACUGCAGGAGCUCCUCCAGCUCAAGUUCAACAUCGCCACAGAGAUCCUGCUCAGGCACGCCAGCACCUUGGCUGACCUGGACAGUGGGAACAUGGAGAAAAUCAUCCAGGAUGAGAAUGUCACUCUGUACGUGUGGGCGAACCUCAAGAAGAACCCCAGGUACAGGACCAUCAAGUUCUCGGACACGCAGAUCGGCUUUGAAAUCCCCAGGGUGUUAGCCACCAGCGACAUUGCACUGCGCCUCCUGCACACCUGCUAUGACCAUGUCUCCCCACUGCGCCCUGCACCAGCUGCCUCGCAGGAGAAGGCCCUGGAGGAGGAGCAGGACGUGGGGACAGCGGAGGCGGCCGGGCAGGCUCAGGAGGCCCUGGAAGAGGCACCUCAACUGCCCAACAAUGCAGACACCAGCGAGACGAGAACCCAGGAAGCUGGUGACCCCCAAGAAGAAGCGAUCGCCCUCGAGGACUCAGAAGCCCAGAAAAGUGAGCUGGGGCUGAAAUUGCUAAGUGCUGCAGUUCUGGAAGCGCAGCUGCUACUGCUGGAGAAUGUUCUGGAGAAGCCAAUGCUCUUCGAGGACAACGAGGUGGACCUGUGCCAGUUCAUGCCUCUGGGUGGAAUUUACCACCUGGACAUCCUGGAGCUGCCCCCGCAGUGCAGGCCCAUUAGGGGAUGGGUCAUGGUGCAAAUCCUCAAGGAAGGACUGCAGAAACAUUCGUACCCCCCGGACACCAUGGAGGACAGCAACGACGCAGAGAACAACUUCCCACCCAUCGAGGUCACGCUCAAGGUCCACCAGAACGUCAUCUUCUUCGAGGACCCGAUGGUUGCAAGGUGGGACGCUGAAGAUCAGCACUGGAAAACGGAUGGUAUCAGCAACGUGGUCUACGCCUCGAAGCAGAAGCUCAUCACCUUUAGCCUGGACACCCUGGGCCCCGUGACCCUGAUCCAGGAUGCCCACGUCCACAUGCCCUACCAGUCCUGGGAGCUGCAGCCACUGGAUGAGGACAAGGUGUUGCUGACUGUCACCACGGUGUUUGCUGAGAUGCAGAUACACAUCAAGGAAGAACUCUUCAUGCUGGCUGCUGUGAAGCUGGGGAACAAGGAGAGGGUCUCACUCCUCGAAGGGAAGUGGAUGACUCACAUUUCUUUCAUCACUGCCUUGAAAGAAGCCGGCCUGAACAUCUUCCCUUCCAACUACUCUCACUUCUACGUCAUCAUCAACAACAAGUUUGCCUCCGUUGAACUGAAAGCCUACCGUCAGAUGGCUCUGCUGAGUUCUGCAUUUGCCUAUGGCUGGAGCAAGUGGAAUCUGCUGUGUGACUCUCACAGAGUCGUCUUCAAGAGAAUAAUGAAAAAGCCACCAGGAGCAGUGGGUUCAUAGUACUGGUACUGAGCCCCAGCAAUACCCUAGAGGCAAAAAUUAAAGUGUCAUAUUCGGAAGGUGACCACCUCCAGGCCCAUGGUCUGAGCCAGUGGCAGCCUUAAGUGACCCUGACCCACUUGCUCCAGACCACCAGCACCAGUACAGCUGGCAUCUCCAGUUCUGAAGGCUGGUGGGUGUGUCAGCAGAAACAGGUAUCUUCCAAUUUGUUUUUUUCUUUUUACCAGAGCACUGCACCGCUCUGUCUUUAUGAUGGUGGGGUGUUAAACCUGGGAUUUGAGCAUCAGGCAUGAGAGUCUUUUGCAUAACCAUUGUGCUAUCUCCCCACUUUUUUUUUUUUUUUUUUUGCCACCAGGGUUAUUGCUUGGUGCCAGAACAACAAAUCCACUGCUCCCAACGGCUAUUUUUUUCCCUUUCUAUUGUAUUUGAUAGGACAAAGAAAUUGAGAGGGGAGCAGGAAAGAGACAGCUACAGACCUGCUUCGCCCCUUGUGAAGCUUCUUCCCUGUAGCUAGGGAGCAGGGCCUCAAACCCGGGUCCUUGCUCAUGGUAACGUGUGUGCUCAGCACCACCACCAGCCCAAAUGAGUGGCUUCCUGUGUGUCGUCUGUUAGAAUAGGAGCUCCCCUCUAGGACAGGACUCUGGUAUUGGUGGUUUUGCUCAGUCCCCAGCACCCAGGAUAGUACAUGACAGCUACUCACUGUUGCUGAAUGGACACAUCUGGAUAAGCUAUACCAUGACACACACAGCUC
Erinaceus europaeus (western European hedgehog) is the source of this 2671-nucleotide messenger RNA. It is a transcript of the gene DNAI7, whose product is annotated as dynein axonemal intermediate chain 7. NCBI's taxonomy places the organism in Eukaryota, Metazoa, Chordata, Mammalia, Eulipotyphla, Erinaceidae. Bases 16 to 1920 code for a protein of 634 amino acids. Gene Ontology annotation, cellular component: axoneme. Gene Ontology annotation, molecular function: beta-tubulin binding; microtubule binding. The transcript is spliced from 16 exons. The record is from RefSeq and is a predicted model, not a curated record.